AUGGUACAGGUGCAUCUUGUUUCAUUCUAUCCAAUUCGACCGGUGAUUACGCUCGAACGAGCAGUCAGUGUUAUGGAUUCUACUUGUCAAAAUUCAGAUUUCAAUACUAAAUAUUUGCUUGGACAGUUAAAUAUAGCCAGAAAAGAAAUUAACAAUUUGAGACAACAAAUAAGACGUCUUCGUUACAUACAUGAGAAAGAUGUUGAUACUAUAAUGCGUCUUUUAGAAUCAUACAAAAAUGGACCAUCAAUGUCUGAAGCAAAAGUUAUAGCUCCAGAUGAUGUCAAACCUAGCACUAGUACAGAUGAUGAUACUAUAAAAUUAAAACCAAUUGGAAUAAUAUCUACUUGGUUUCCUAGUAAACGUGGUACACCAAGACAAACAGGAAUCUGUGGAAAAGUACCAGGAAAAUUAUUAUUAUAUAAUUCAAUAUUUACCAAUCCUGAUCAUGCACUUGAAGGAUUACAAGAUUUUUCACAUAUGUGGGUCCUAUUCCACUUUCACAGAAAUGAUUCAACACAUGUUCGUGCCAAAGUUGCACCACCAAGAUUAAAUGGUACGAAAACAGGUGUAUUUUCUACACGUUCUCCACAUCGUCCAUGUCCAAUUGGUUUAAGUUUAGUAAAAAUUACAAAUAUAGAAAAUCAUACAAUUUAUUUUGAAGGUGUAGACAUGGUUGAUCAAUCACCUGUAUUAGAUAUAAAACCCUAUAUACCACAAUAUGACAGCCCAUUAUUUUUUGAGAAAUUAAGUAACAGAUCACAAGAAUCUAAUUUAGAUGAUGCAUUUGAAUGCAUAGAAGAAACGGCAAGAAAUCAGACACAAUGUAGCACAUUUAGUACUAAUAUUAGUCUUGGAGAUGAAACAAGAAGUUUAUUGUCAGAAUCAUAUUAUAGAAAAAAUACUAAUAAAACAAAUCAAGAAACAGAUGUUUCUAGAGAUGAAGAAAUAGCUCUAAGGUUACAAGCUGAGGAAUUUCAAAGAAAUUCGAACUUUGAAAGUUACACUAGUAUAAGACAUUUUUCUGAAUUAAGUGAUAUCAAUUUGCACAAUAAUAGCGCACUACAACAUAAUAUAGAUGUAACUGGAAUACAUAGAACUCAUACAUUUUCUGAUACUUUGACUGAUACAAGGUCAAGUCUGAAUAUAACUGGACAUAACGUACUUUCGUCUAAUUUGGAACAAACGGAAAGCUUAGUAGAUAUAAAUAAUAGAUUACAAAAUAUUAACGUAAGCGGUCGUAGUAAUAUAGAACCAACGUAUGGAUCAAGAAACAUAGGAUCUAAUUAUACAGAAACACAUGCAUCUCGAUCUAGACUUUUAGAUGGAGCCGAUGGACCAAAUACCAUUUGUGGUACUGAUAUAGAUUUAAUUCGUAGAAGAUCGUUAAGUUCAAGAAUUGAUAAUUCUCCUGUAAGGAUGGGGGUACGAGAAGCUCCCGAUGGAGAAGAAGGAUUAGAACCGCAAAUUCUUACUCCUUCGCAACAUUUAUCGAGUCAAGUAAUAAGAACAACAUCAAACAAUAGUUUACCAGAUAGUGGGGAUACACAUUUAGUAUUUUCCUCUGAAUCAAGAAAUAUUGAAAAUAGAGAAUCAGGAGCUAAUACUUCAGAAAUAAGAAUUCCAGAAUGGAUAUCAAGACCUCGAACACCCUUGUGUGUGGUAUUUAACGAUCGUGCUUUAAUUCAAUUAAACGAGAUUUUAGGAACUAAAAUUAAUGACCAAAAAGUAGCCAUUGAAAAUGUACUUCGCGAAGAUCCUAGAUCGGUAUAUUUAAGGCAACGAUGGGGUAGUCAAUUUUACACUUUCUUAAUUCACGAUUUACACAUCACUUGUAGAUUUGAUGAUAACAGAGGUAUAGUAACAGUUUUUCAAGUCAGACACGCUGGUCGUAUUUGUGAAUGUGGAGAACCUGAAUGGCAAUGUUUGGGUCAUUCACCACCUUCAUCUUAAAUACAAGCACAUAUGUAUGUGUAAAUAUGUAUAUGUGCAUAUACAGUAUAUGCAUA
Messenger RNA from Eufriesea mexicana, 2009 nucleotides. RefSeq names its product tRNA (adenine(37)-N6)-methyltransferase. Lineage: Eukaryota; Metazoa; Arthropoda; Insecta; Hymenoptera; Apidae. The record is from RefSeq and is a predicted model, not a curated record.